CGCCUUCGCGCUGCCGCGGCCGCUGCCCUACCAGGGCGCCGCGCCCGACGCGCAGGACCAGGAGAUGCUGGCGCUGCUGGGCGAGGCGGCGCCCGACGCGGCCGCGCCCGACGUGGCGGCCGAGCUGGCGCAGCGCCUGGCCAUGCUGGACGCGGGCGCGCGCCAGCUGCGGGCCGAGUGCCGCGAGAACGCCAAGACGCUGGACGCCGCCGAGGCCGAGCUCAUCAAGCAGAUGGAGGGCAGCGACUCGCAGUGGGACGUGAGCGGGCUGUUCGGCGCGGCGGGCGGGGGCGCCAGCGCGCUGCCGGCGGCCGCGCCCCCGCUGCCCGAGGACCAGGAGGACUACUACCUCGCGGUGAGUCUCAUGGUCGCCGACUGAACGUUUUUUUUACGAUAUUCAUUUGUUUUAUUUUCAUCUUCAACAACCAUACAUGGGAAACGUAUUUUUCCUGCUUCUAUUGGCUAUGUGCGCGACGGUGGCGACGCGUAGCGUUUACAACAUUUGCGGAUUAUUUGACAUCUGUCAAAUAAUAACAAUGUAAACAUUAUAGUUUUCUUUGGAAAUAUAAAAAAAACCAAUGAUUAAAAUAGUAUUGUUGACAUUAUUUUAGUGCAAUUUAUUGAAUAGUUUUACUGUAAAAUGAAUAUAAUAAUAAGAACCGGGUUCCAACCACAAACUGAGACAAAAGGCAAUAAAUUAGUAUUAGCCGAGCAGAAUUUCCAGAAAUUUGGAAGAACUGCGACAUAACGUCCAGAGCUACUUAAUACGAGCUCACAUAAUUCGUCAGACAUCUGUGACACUAACACCAUACAAAACCACUUUAAACGUGAGUAAUGUUUACG
Messenger RNA from Trichoplusia ni (cabbage looper), 843 nucleotides. RefSeq lists its product as uncharacterized. The record is from RefSeq and is a predicted model, not a curated record. Bases 65 to 379 code for a protein of 104 amino acids. The transcript has 2 exons. NCBI's taxonomy places the organism in Eukaryota, Metazoa, Arthropoda, Insecta, Lepidoptera, Noctuidae.